AUGUUAAAUCCAACUAAUGCUAAUAAGCUUUCAACCUCUUCUUAGGCUCUUUCUAAGUCGGUUCAUUUUUCUCUUGGUAACUCACAAGCACCUGUGAAUUUUAGUGAUGUGAAGGCGGUUUCUGGUAUUUCGAAAUCAGCAAUCGAUCAUCCAUAGAUCGGAUAAGUUACAGGAAUUGAUUGUGGAAUUCACAUGAAAUAAUUAAAAGGAUUUUGUAUAGAAUAGAAAUGCAUUCAUGAAAGAAGAAAAUUAUGUGUUGGGUAUUCGAUAAACUCAUGUAUGUUAGAUGUUUGUGGGCACAUACUUGUGUUCAUAAAGUAUAAGUGCCUGAAUUUGUUAAAUUGUUGACAGACAAAUUAGCAAUUGCAGAGUUUGACUUUUUUGAUAAAGUUCUGAAAGUUGUUAAGAAAGAUCAUUUAUAAAAUGAAAUAGAUGAAAUGUUCUUGAAAAUAAAAAUGGAUUUUGAUAAUCAUCUUAAUGAUUUGUAUUCCUAGUUUAUGUACUGGACAAAGCAUGGAAUGGGAGAUGUAAUCAAGAAAGGCUUUUUGGCUGACUUUUUAUUGGAUGAUAAUGUGAUUGAACAAAUCAUGGACUUGGUAUUAAAGGGAAGAGGUACAUUAUUUGGUAAAAUACAUUAGCAAUGGAGGCUGAAGAUGAAACAAUUUAAACAUGUGUAGAAUUGAUUAAUGCAGAUCCCUAAGAAAUUAAAUUGUUACCAUAAUAAUUGUAAACUACUCUUGUGGAAUGUGAAGAAGUUAUUCGUUAAACUUUGCAUUAACUAGAACAAAGCUUAAUAACAUUUAAAUAAACUCCAUUUGAUUUUAAGCAUGUGAAGGUAAAAAUUAUUAUCAAUAAUUCUAAGGAAGGUGUGGAGAUUCCAAGAUUGAGGAUACCAGGAACUUAGGGCAAUAUUUAAGGUGGAGGAGGUUUCGGAUUUGGUGGUGGAUUUAGUUAAAUCCCACAAACUAAUUUCAUUGGAACUGCAAGUCAAUUACCAAGAACCAGUGUACCACCAACAACAACUCAUUUUCAGAAUAGAUUUGCUUCUGGCUUGGCAUCAUAAUUAAAUGCCAAGUUAUUUAUUGAUGCAAGAGACUUACAUUAGAGUUAGGUGUGGGCUGUUUGUAAGAUUAGUCCAUAGGUGAUUGCUACAGGAGACUGGCAAGGUAACAUAAAGAUUAUUGGAUUGACGAUGGAAGGAUAAUAUUAAUUCAUGUAGUCUUUGAAUCACGGAAAGAAUGUUUAUUCUUUAUUAUUAUCAGAUACAACAACUCUAAUUUCUGCUGGUUAAAAUCAAAAAGAUGAAUGGACAAUUAAGAUUUGGGACUUAGAGAGAUCACAAUUGAUUAAGGAAUUGAAAGGGCAUAUAAAUUACAUAUUUUCAUUAACUCAACCUGUCCCAGGGACAUUAGUAUCAUGUUCAUAUGAUGAAACUGUGAGAGUUUGGAAUUUAUAGAAUGGAUAAUGCAUAAAGGUGUUCAAGGAAUUCAAGACAUCUUUUAAUGAUCUGUUAUCUUGGAAUCAAGAAGAAGUUAUCUGUUGUUCUGACGAUAAAGCUAUAAGAUUAUUGAAUAUUUAGACUGGAGAAAUGAAAAUGCAAUUGUUUGAUUCAUGUUUUGUUAAUGGAAUAGCCAGAGUAUCUUAAAAUGAAAUAGCUGUUGGUAAUUUUAAAGGAGAAAUUUUGAUCAUAAAUGUGACUGAGUAGAAGAUAGUGAGAAGAAUGGGUUCACAUAAGAGUUUUGUAUGGAGAAUUAAAGUAUUUAAUUGUAUUAUUGUAGAUGAUAGAUAAAGAUUUGAUUGCUUCUGCUUCAUUUGAUAAAACAAUUAAAAUUUGGGAAUGGUAGAGUGGAUAAUUGGUUGCCAGUUUAGAAGGACAUUAAGAUAUUGUUAGAUCUAUUGAACUUAUUGAAGAGAUUGGAUUUUUAGUAAGCACUAGUGAUGAUAAAUCUAUAAAAGUUUGGAGAUUAAUUUGA
Paramecium octaurelia is the source of this 1973-nucleotide messenger RNA. Lineage: Eukaryota; Ciliophora; Oligohymenophorea; Peniculida; Parameciidae. The record is from the annotation of a GenBank genome assembly.